ACGUUAAAGUCUUAAUCAAUAAUUCAGCAUUUCAAGAAGGACUCUUGGAUGCACUACGACAAUACAACACUGAACAAUAUGUAACAGUAACUCUUCCAGAACAAGAAACUCAGAUCAUAUUAUCAAAUUAUGGAAAACUCGAAAACGACAGGUUUUUCGAUCCAAAAUCACAACAAUCUUUUAAAGUCGACCCUAUGGAUCAAACUGUUACUGAAGUCGAGCCUCAUACUUCAGAUGAGACAACGGAACCAUUAAG
Messenger RNA from Scutellospora calospora, 256 nucleotides. The record is from the annotation of a GenBank genome assembly. Lineage: Eukaryota; Fungi; Glomeromycota; Glomeromycetes; Diversisporales; Gigasporaceae.